AUGACCUUAUGCAAUGAGGACAGAAACCUGCUGCAUGCUAGAGAGAGAGAGAGACGAAUUGGGGAGGCUCAGCAGGAGAAAAACAAGCUCCCUGAGAAGCCUCCCGUCUUUGCAGCACCCUACAAGACUCAUAAAGGAGAUGACUUGUCAAACCAAAUUCGGAACGUGCUGGGCAAUUAUGAGGAUGUCAUGGGGCUCAUCAACUCCAAAACCCAAUGGAAUUUCUUAGGGCUUCAGGAAGUCCUUCCUCCGGUCUCACCUGAAGCACCUCAUUUCCCACACUCCCUUGAUGAAAAUACCAGCCCUACAUCAUCACCUUCAUUCCACGACACAGCCCACCAUCCACCCACUACGGCUGUAAGUGCUCCUCCUGCUCACCGCUCAAGUCCCUGCGAAAAGGCACAAUCAAGGACAAAACCGCAUUCAGGUUUGCACGUGCAGAGCGGCAGCUCAUCCAACGGUCAGAGCCAAAGUCGCAAACGCAGUUGUGGUGACAAGGAAAGUCACGAAGGUCUUCAUCGCAAGGGAAGUGACAGGCGUGCGGCUGGUGAAGGUCGUGCUCAUGAUCUGGACUACUCCAUUUUCUCAUUUUCUUCAUUUCUGACACCUUUGCCUCCUCCACUGGAACCUCUGUCACCUCUGCGUUCCGACCUGCACGUCAGUUCCAAGUCAGAAAAGAGCAGCAAAAGCCAGGAGCUGACCUACAGUCAAAGAAAAUCGUUUCAGGACCUAGUGACAGGAUCAGAGGAAGAGGAAAGUCAGGACGGCUCAGACAUUGACCUGAGCAGCAACACUCGGCCUUCCUCUCGGACGGUUCCUACAGCUUUGCCAUCAAAGCCCAGCGCGAUGCAGCAGAAACCAACUGCCUGUGUGAGACCAAUGGAUGUCCAAGAUCAGGCGCGAGAGGAAUCGCCAGAUCUCAAACCUCUCCUGGAGGAAUACCAUAGAGAGCCCUUUGAAAAGAUCUCAGAUCUGAAGGUGAAUGCCAGAGCCAGACUAUUCAAAUCAGAAAUCCCUUCUGAGCCCGUAAAGCAAACCUUCCGCUGGGAUGCCCAAGCCGUUAAGGAAAUUUUGAAGGAAAUGACCCAGUCAUGGCCACCUCUUCUGACAGAUAUUCCUACUCCUCCUACUGCAGAGCCUUCCAAAUUUCCAUUACCAACUAAGGAGUCGCAGCCUGUUGGAUGUGUAGCACAGAACCAGAGACAGUACGAUGGACCUUCGGAUACGUUGCCUCGUUCUCAGACAACAGUAUCAGUGCUGCUCCAGGAAGACCUGCAAGUCAGUGACAGCGAAGACAGCGAUGACAACCAACCUGACCCACCAACUUCCAGUAAGUGGCAGGCUGGCAACUGCCUAACCAAGAGGAAAGCGGUGGACGAAGAGACGAAUAGGAAGAAACUGAAAUCAGAGAAAGAAAAAAAAUCACUGAACUCUUCACCUAAGAAAGACUCCAAGAAACUGAAAGCAUCAAACUCCAAAGCUUCAUUUGAAUACUGGAAGAAUGAUUUUCAACCUCCACCACUGCCACCACUGUGUCCUAUACCUCCUGCACCAAAGUCAACAAAGGUGGCCCAGAAGAGACGCAGAAGCCAGAACGACGAGCUGUCUGCCAUCGACAACACAACCAAGACCGAGAGCAACAACAAGGAUCCUUUGAUCUGCAAGCACCGCAAAGUGCAGAGUAAUGAAGCUGAACUAUCAAAGGAUAUCAAGGGAUCUGCCGGACACGUCACAAAACUUUUCCCAGUGCCUUCUUUGCCAAAUGGUACCUCCCGGCCAAAGAGACCUCAACUCAAGUUUGAAAGGCAGUAUCCAGCAGAAUACUACGCAGAAGAGGCCAGGAGGCUGAAACACAAAGCUGAUGCAAUGACUGACAAGAUUGCGAAGGCCUUUCAGUACCUAGAAUCUGCCCUUUUCUUCAUCGAGUACGGAAUUGCCUUGGAAGCGAAUGCACAGAAUUUCGCCUACAAAAUAUUCCAGGACACCACAGAUUUCAUCAAAUUCAUCAUGACGCUAAAAUACUGUAUGAGCCCCUCAGCACCUUCACAUGAAGAAAUCUUUACCGUGUUAUGCAUGCGCUGCCUGUCCCUUCUGAACAUGGCCCUGUUCCGUGGCAAAAAAGAGACUGCAGCAAAGUAUUCCAGCAUUCUGAACGACCACUUCAAGGUAGGGCACAGAUUUCCCACAAAAGCACCUUCUCCGUCUGUUGCAAGGAGCACAGGCGUGCCUUCUCCAUCGUUUCCAAUGCCGUCUCCUACCACUUCUCUGCGGGGAGCUGGCAACUGCAGUGAUAACAGUAUGUGCUCUUCAACCACCGUCUCCUCCGAUAUCCCAGACAUCACCUAUUCCUACGUCAACAUCACUUCCUAUGUUCUCUCUGCGCUUAAUAAUUGGGAGCGAGCUGAUGCACUGAUCCUGAAGAAUCAGGAGUUUUUUGGGGAACUCGGCACAGCAUCGGAGGAGCUGUCACUGACCAGCAGCUUGAUCAGACUAGUCCGCUAUGUUAGACAGGGUUUACACUGGCUGAGACUGGAAAACAACAUGCCUUAA
Pezoporus flaviventris is the source of this 2550-nucleotide messenger RNA. Its product is annotated as AF4/FMR2 family member 1-like. Gene Ontology annotation, cellular component: super elongation complex; nucleus. The record is from RefSeq and is a predicted model, not a curated record. The transcript has 20 exons. Lineage: Eukaryota; Metazoa; Chordata; Aves; Psittaciformes; Psittacidae. Bases 1 to 2550 code for a protein of 849 amino acids. Gene Ontology annotation, biological process: regulation of gene expression.